UCUGUUUCCAGAUGUCGACAGUGGGACGGUGCAAUAAUCAGGCAGAAUUCAAUAUUCCAGAUGUUCCAUGUUUGUUGGGUGCCUCUGAAGCCGGCCCAGAUGUUGUGCAGUUGCUGAAGGGCCACAUAUUGUUUCAGGAUCUGGGUGGCAUAAACCUGCACUCGAUUCCGCCUACGAUCCUGCGUUUGCAAUACCUGGAAGAGUUGCACCUGGAGGGCAAUCAGAUCGAGGAGAUUCCACCUGAGAUUGGUUUGCUGCAGAGACUCCGGGUUUUGUACCUGAACAACAACAAACUGGGUUGCAUUUGUGAUCAGCUCGAGAACUGCCAAAAACUCCAGAGUUUGGACCUGAGUGACAAUCCACUGGAUUGUGGAAUCCCCACAAACACCCUGUGCCAUCUGCAUGCAUUGCAGGAACUACGCCUGGCCAAUCUGAACUUAGUGCAGCUUCCAGCCCAGAUCUGUAAGAAGCUGCAUCAUCUUCGACUGCUGGGGUUAUCAGGCAAUCGUCUGACAUCCUUACCCUGGGAAAUCAGGAACCUGACCAAACUGCAACAACUCCACCUGGACAACAACCAUCUGUGCAGCUUGCCACGGGGAUUUUGCCUCCUGCCAAAGCUGGAAGUUUUGAAUUUGAGGCAGAAUUUAUUGCAUUCGCUUCCCGAUGAUAUCAAUUCUCUAAAAAACUUAAAGCAUUUAUACUUAAGUGAUAACCAGUUGAGCGACCUUCCCGAUUCCCUGGGAAAAUGUCUAAACAUCUGUGCAUUAGAUGUUAGCGGAAAUAGGUUGCAUCGCAAUCUCACUGCAUUCCCCGCCAAUUUGGUUGAACUAGCUCUCUCUCAUAAUCAACUCUAUGCUUUUCCAACAGCUGUGUGCCAGUUGGCAGACAGCUUACAACUCCUCUAUCUAAAAAACACACAGUUAAAGAAACUAAGCUGUUGCUUCUCCAAUUUAACAAAUCUUCACCUCUUGGACCUCAGUGAAAAUCCUCUUAGGUACUUUCCAAUGCAAAUCUGUGACCUGGUCCAGUUGGAGAUGCUGUCACUGGAUGACAGUAAACUAAAAGAGGUGGCUCCAAAAAUAAAGGACCUGACUAAGCUGAAGAUUCUUGGUCUGACUGGAAACAGGUUCCGAGCCUUUCCUCAAGAGAUUUGCUUCAUUAAUUCUCUGGAGAAAUUAUACUUGGGACAAGAUCAUGGGAUGAAAUUGAUCCAUAUUCCCCAGGAGAUCUCUCAACUUGUGAACCUGAAGGAAUUGCAUAUCGAAAACAAUCAGAUUGAGCACUUGCCAUCAACUAUUGGGACUCUACAGAACCUGACCGUGCUGGACUGUCAUGAAAACCGUCUGCUCGAGAUCCCCGACUCAAUAUCAGAUAUACACGGAUUACAGAAACUUCUACUGAACUGUAAUCGAAUAUCAUUUAUCCCAGCAAACUUGGAUCAAUUGCAAAAACUGGAAAUUCUAUCCUUGGACAGAAAUCCAUUGGAGAAGCCAUUAGACGAAAUUGGCCUUCAGGGAGUUUCUGCUGUAUUCCAAUACUUACAGAUGAAGAGGACCCAACAUCUCAAUGCAACCAAGAUGCAGGCCUGGUGGCGUGGCUUAAUGGUGCGGAAGGAGCUGGGACCUUUUCAAAAUUUGUUUCCCAAGAAAGACAAGAAAGGGAAAAAGGACAAGAAGAAGAAUGCAAACAAAGGAAAGAAAAAGUAAUAAACAUUAGAAUCUGAAAUCAAAUCACUUAAAAUGGAUAUUUUUAAGAUGGAUGAUAUAUCUUGAUGAGUCAGGGGUUGUGGGGAAAGAAGGUAGGAGAAUGGGGUUGAGAGGGAAAGAUAGAUCAGCUAUGAUUGAAUUGCGGAGUAAACCUGAUAGGCCGAAUGGCCUAUUUUUGCUCUUAUAACUUAUGAACAUUAUAUUGAGGCCUCUAAUUUAUGCACGAGAAAAAACUGUUGAUGUUAAGUUGACAAAUCUGUAUUUGCUGGUUAUUUCCUGCUACUUUGUGAUCAAGCGGACUUGAUAUCUCCAACACAAAUGGUCAUUUUGGCAAAGCAAGAAAUUACACACAAGACUUGGAAUAUUUGUCCAAGUGAACCACGUUUCAAUAAGAGAUUCAAGAGAUGAACAGUUAGGGCAUUGUGGUGCUGCUCUACUUUCCUAUAAUUGCCAAACCAAUCAUGUCAAUAAACAUUUUCAUAAGUUCUGGUAU
This is a messenger RNA of Amblyraja radiata (thorny skate), 2199 nucleotides long. Its product is annotated as leucine-rich repeat and IQ domain-containing protein 4. The coding region runs from base 12 to 1706 and encodes 564 amino acids. NCBI's taxonomy places the organism in Eukaryota, Metazoa, Chordata, Chondrichthyes, Rajiformes, Rajidae. Gene Ontology annotation, cellular component: cytoplasm. Gene Ontology annotation, molecular function: protein binding. The record is from RefSeq and is a predicted model, not a curated record. The transcript is spliced from 5 exons.